AUUUAUAUCAUGCUGCAUUGACCCACUAGAGAUAUGAGAUCGAGGAGAGAGAGAAAAAAAGAAGAGAGAGAGAGAGAAGAGAUGAAAUGAUGAUGAUCAUAGCUUGGAAGUCAUCAUCACUUGUAUGACAUCCGAUCUUCAAUUUUCUGAGGAGAUAUCUGAUCUUCCUUUCUAGGUUGGCUUUCAUGGCAUACCAUAUCAUGUUGGCUCAUUAAGAGUAUAACUAGUCUCUGGCACCACAAAAGGAGGCCCAUUUCUCACCUCCACCUUCCGCCACCAUUACAACCACCUCCACCACCACCUCCAUAUAUCAAGAUUCACAUACCAACAUAGUCCACUCUCCUACAAUCGGUACUCUCUCUUUCUCUGUGUGUGUGUGUGUUUUUGUGUGUGUGUAAAGAAUGAAGCAAACAAGAUUUUUGGACAAAAAGAAAGUCGGAAAUCUUCAAUACUAACCAGAUUACAGAAGCAGAAAAGAGCAAGAAAAACAACAUCAGAUUGUGAAUUGAUUGUUUGGCAAAGUUGUGGUGAAGAGAAAAAAACAGAAGGAAAGAAAGAAAGAAAGAAUUAAAAUAGGGACCAUGGUGGUUUCAUCCAGUGGCUAUUAUUACUCAGAGUCUUCAACUAGCAACCCUAAUAUCCAGACCACCCAUGCGGUGAACCAACAGUUACAGAGCUUUGAUCAGUCCAACCCAUCAGAGAUCUACAACUUGGCCACAAGCAUGGAGAUGAUAGGGUUUCCACCGAAGAAUAAUCUGCAGCAAGGGUUCUCCGGCAAGCCUUCGUCUUCGAUGACAGUGGACGUUGAGUCCACCAGCAAUCAUUUUUAUGAUCACUUCAACAAGGGUAGUGAUUUCAGAGGUGAAGAGAACCACAACCACCUAAUGGUGGCACCAGAUCAGUCAACAGCUUGGCAUGCCACUACUAAUACUGAUUCAUCAUCUAUGAGGUGUAGUGUGUUUCCUCGUGAAGGUAAUGAAAGGCCAAGUCAAGGCCUUUCACUCUCUCUCAGCUCCACCAAUCCUUCCACUAUUGGGUUACAGUCUUUUGAACUGAGACAACAAGAUGACAUAAAGUUCAUGCCUUCAAGCUCUAGAGAUAUUGGGUUCUUUGGUAAAUCACCAUCCAUGAAUAAUAUUCAACAACAUAUGGUGCAAGAUGGGUUUUUGGGAAAAGCUGCAAAUCUUCAGAAUUUAGGUCAGUUUCAGAUGAGGAACUCAAAGUACUUGGGUCCUGCUCAGGAGCUUCUGAAUGAGUUCUGUAACCUUGGAACAAAGCAGCAAAGUACUGGUCAUGACCCACCAAAGAUAAAGCCCCACAAGAGCACCACACAGUGGCAGAUGGAUGAGAAUGCAAGUGGUUCGUCUUCUAAAAAGUCACCUUUGAACACCCUUGAAUUCCUUGAAUUGCAGAAGAGAAAAUCAAAGCUAUUUUCCAUGCUAGAAGAGGUGGAUAGAAGAUACAGGCACUAUCGAGAUCAAAUGAAGGCUGUAGUUUCGUCUUUUGAGGCUGUGGCGGGAAAUGGGGCGGCAAUGGUGUACUCGGCCUUGGCUUCUAAAGCCAUGUCAAGGCAUUUUAGAUGUUUGAGAGAUGGGAUUGUGGGUCAGAUCAAGUCCACCAAGAAGGCCAUGGGAGAGAAAGACACUGCUGCACCCGGAACAACACGGGGCGAGACUCCUAGGCUUAGGCUUCUUGAUCAGACUUUGAGGCAGCAUAGGGUAUUCCAGCAGAUGAGCAUGAUGGAGAGUCAUCCAUGGAGACCCCAACGUGGCCUACCCGAGCGAGCUGUGUCGGUGCUUCGAGCUUGGCUCUUCGAGCACUUCCUCCACCCGUACCCAAGUGAUGUUGAUAAACAUAUAUUAGCCAGACAAACUGGUCUCUCAAGAAGCCAGGUAUCUAAUUGGUUCAUUAACGCAAGAGUGAGGCUAUGGAAGCCGAUGGUGGAAGAGAUGUACUUAGAAGAGACAAAGGAGCAAUUAGACAGCAACAUGGCCUCGUCCUCGGAUGGACUAAUUACAGCCAUGCUUGACAAUUAUGGUCCAAAGCAAAGUCCUCGGACACAGCAUCCUGAUCAAGAUCUGAAAUUGAAAUCUGACCAGCUCGUUGGAAUAGAUUCAGAGUGCCUCUCUUCCAUCAUCAACAACCAAGAGAAAAACGACGGUACUAAAAAUAGUAGUAAGAGCCCUCAAAAUCAGCAGCCUCACAACUUGCACCACCAGCAAUUUGGCAGUGUCACGGGCACGUUUGGUGCCAUGGAAUUGGACUUCUCCUCAUACAGUCAUCGCUCAGCCGGGGCUGUUUCUUAUGGUAAUAACGAAAAUGAGCAUCGUAAUUUUGGUGGCGCGGGUAGUAACAUUGGUGGCUCCACUUUGACAUUGGGUUUGCAACAGCAUAAUGGUGGGAAUAAUGGGGUGAGCUUGGCAUUUUCACCCACAUCACAGAAUUCUCUAUUCUACAAUAGAGACCACAUUGAAGAUUGCCAGCCAGUUCAGUAUUCGCUUUUGGACGCGGAGGGACAGAAUUUGCCUUAUAGGAACUUGAUGGGUGCACAAUUGCUUCACGACUUGGCCGGAUAGAAAUAAAAGCAGAAAGAUCAAUUGAGCGAUGAUCAGCUGGCCGGUGAUGUUUGCCGGAGUACGUACUUGUCAAAUGAUGGCAGAUAACUACAUGGGAUCGAUAUAGAUAAAAAUACUUGAUACAUAUAUAUAUAUAUAUAUAUAUAAAGCUAUACCUAAUUGGGGGGUUAGAUACACUGAAAAUACACUCCACACUUCCAUGGCUAGCUAGUUAUUUUACAUGUUUUUGUUGCUUAAUUGGAAGAUCAUUUUGAUCACAAUUAGGCUGGACUAUUGGAAAUGCCAGUGGUUAAUGCUGAAAUUAGUAUAUACAGAUAUUUCUUUCCUCUUUUGGGUAGAUUAUAUAUGUAACUGAACAAAUUAACAUAUUAUAUUAAUUGGCAAGGUUCUCUCC
This is a messenger RNA of Cornus florida, 2970 nucleotides long. Its product is annotated as homeobox protein BEL1 homolog. The transcript is spliced from 5 exons. NCBI's taxonomy places the organism in Eukaryota, Viridiplantae, Streptophyta, Magnoliopsida, Cornales, Cornaceae. The record is from RefSeq and is a predicted model, not a curated record. Gene Ontology annotation, biological process: regulation of transcription by RNA polymerase II. Gene Ontology annotation, molecular function: DNA-binding transcription factor activity, RNA polymerase II-specific; RNA polymerase II cis-regulatory region sequence-specific DNA binding. The coding region runs from base 582 to 2576 and encodes 664 amino acids.